Messenger RNA from Nomascus leucogenys (northern white-cheeked gibbon), 3021 nucleotides. RefSeq names its product solute carrier family 35 member A5 (gene SLC35A5). NCBI's taxonomy places the organism in Eukaryota, Metazoa, Chordata, Mammalia, Primates, Hylobatidae. Gene Ontology annotation, biological process: pyrimidine nucleotide-sugar transmembrane transport. The record is from RefSeq and is a predicted model, not a curated record. Gene Ontology annotation, molecular function: pyrimidine nucleotide-sugar transmembrane transporter activity. Gene Ontology annotation, cellular component: Golgi membrane.
ACUCCGUCUCAAAAUACAUAAAUAAAUAAAAUUUAAAAAUAAAAGCUAAAAUUGCUUUGAAGAAUUCUUUUCUGCUGUUGCAAAGUGUCAUUUGCUCACCUGCUACCUUUGUCAGCAGGUAUAAUCUGGUUCUACCUUUUCUGUCUCUAGAGUACUCCCUCUUACCAGAUUUUCACUUUCCUUUUCUCAUAGUUUCUUCUGUACGCCUCAGCUUUCUUGGUGCUGAUAUAGUCAUAGCCAAACAUUUUAUAAAAGUCCUUUUCUGUCCUCACAAUGGUAUUUGCGUUUAGGGUCUGCCAACAAGGUUGUUCAUGAAAGUAUUUUUCUCUUUAAGGCAAUUAAAAAACAGUGGAAUGGAAAAACAGUGCUGUAGUCAUCCUGUAAUAUGCUCCUUGUCAACAAUGUAUACAUUCCUGCUAGGUGCCAUAUUCAUUGCUUUAAGCUCAAGUCGCAUCUUACUAGUGAAGUAUUCUGCCAAUGAAGAAAACAAGUAUGAUUAUCUUCCAACUACUGUGAAUGUGUGCUCAGAACUGGUGAAGCUAGUUUUCUGUGUGCUUGUGUCAUUCUGUGUUAUAAAGAAAGAUCAUCAAAGUAGAAAUUUGAAAUGUGCUUCCUGGAAGGAAUUCUCUAAUUUCAUGAAGUGGUCCAUUCCUGCCUUUCUUUAUUUCCUGGAUAACUUGAUUGUCUUCUAUGUCCUGUCCUAUCUUCAACCAGCCAUGGCUGUUAUCUUCUCAAAUUUUAGCAUUAUAACAACAGCUCUUCUAUUCAGGAUAGUGCUGAAGAGGCGUCUAAACUGGAUCCAGUGGGCUUCCCUCCUGAUUUUAUUUUUGUCCAUUGUGGCCUUGACUGCCGGGACUAAAACUUUACAGCACAACUUGGCAGGACAUGGAUUUCAUCACGAUGCCUUCUUCAGCCCUUCCAAUUCCUGCCUUCUUUUCAGAAGUGAGUGUCCCAGAAAAGACAAUUGUACAGCAAAGGAAUGGACUUUUCCUGAAGCUAAAUGGAACACCACAGCCAGGGUUUUCAGUCACAUCCGUCUUGGCAUGGGCCAUGUUCUUAUUAUAGUCCAGUGUUUUAUUUCUUCAAUGGCUAAUAUCUAUAAUGAAAAGAUAUUGAAGGAAGGGAACCAGCUCACUGAAAGCAUCUUCAUACAGAACAGCAAACUCUAUUUCUUUGGCAUUCUGUUUAAUGGGCUGACUCUGGGCCUUCAGAGGAGUAACCGUGAUCAGAUUAAGAACUGUGGAUUUUUUUAUGGCCACAAUGCAUUUUCAGUAGCCCUUAUUUUUGUAACUGCAUUCCAGGGCCUUUCAGUGGCUUUCAUUCUGAAGUUCCUGGAUAACAUGUUCCAUGUCUUGAUGGCCCAGGUUACCACUGUCAUUAUCACAACAGUGUCUGUCCUGGUCUUUGACUUCAGGCCCUCCCUGGAAUUUUUCUUGGAAGCCCCAUCAGUCCUUCUCUCUAUAUUUAUUUAUAAUGCCAGCAAGCCUCAAGGUCUGGAAUAUGCACCUAGGCAAGAAAGGAUCCGAGAUCUAAGUGGCAAUCUUUGGGAGCGUUCCAGUGGGGAUGGAGAAGAACUAGAAAGACUUACCAAACCCAAGAGUGAUGAGUCAGAUGAAGAUACUUUCUAACUGGUACCCAGAUAGUUGGCAGCUCUCUUGAACCUUAUUUUCACAUUUUCAGUGUUUGUAAUAUUUAUCUUUUCACUUUGAUUAACCGGAAAUGUUUCUAAAUCAUAAUAUUCUUUGCAUAUAUCUAGCUACUCCCUAAAUGAUUCCAUCCAAGGCUUAGAGUACCCAAAGGCUAAGAAAUUCUAAAGAACUGAUAUAGGAGUAAUAAUAUGAAGAAUUCAUUCACAUCUCAGUACUUGAUAAAUCGGCAAGAUAUAUUUGCAGAUUAUUUUCCUUGGCCUUCAAGCUUCCAAAAAACUUGUAAUAAUCAUGUUAGCUUGUAUAUACACAUAGAGAUCAAUUUGCCAGAUAUUCACAAUUAUGUAGUUCUAGUUAACAUGCCAAAGUCUUCCCUUUUUUAACAUUAUAAAUAAUCUACGUUGUUUCUUGAAUUUUGAGGCCCUAGAGAUAGUCAUUUUGCAAGUAAAGAGCAAUGGGACCCUUUCUAAAAAUGUUGGUUGAAGGACCUAAAUACCUGGCCAUACCAUACAUUUGGGAUGAUGUAGUCUGUGCUAAAUAUUUUGCUGAAGAAGCAGUUUCUCAGACACAAAAUCUCAGAAUUUUAAUUUUUAGAAAUUCAUGGGAAAUUUGAUUUUUGUAAUAAUCUUUUGAUGUUUUAAACAUUGGUUCCCUAGUCACCAUAGUUACCACUUGUAUUUUAAGUCAUUUAAACAAGCCAUGGUGGGGCUUUUUUCUCCUCAGUUUGAGGAGAAAAAUCUUGAUGUCAUUACUCUUGAAUUAUUACAUUUUGGAGAAUAAGAGAGCAUUUUAUUUUAUUAGUUACUAAUUCAAGCUGUGACUAUUGUAUAUCUUUCCAAGAGUUGAGACGCUGGCUUCAGAAUCAUACCAGAUUGUCAGUAAAGCUGAUGCCUAGGAGCUUUUAAAGGGAUCCUUUCAAAAAGAUCACUUAGCAAACACAUGUUGACUUUUAACUGAUAUGUGAAUAUUAUUACUCUAAAAAUAGGAAGACCAGGAAUAUAUAAGUCGCUUUAUAGUGCUACUUCACACUUACAAGUGCAUGGUAUUUUUCAUGGUAUUUUGCAUGCAGCCAGUAAACUCGUAGAUAGAGAAGUCAGGUGAUGAUUUUAAAAAUUAGCAAACAAAAGUGACUUGUUCAGAGUCAUGCAUCUGGGUGAUGAUAGAAGAGUGGGCUUAACUGGCAGGCCUGUAUGUUUACCGACUACCAUACUGUAAAUAUGAGCUUUAUGGUGUCAUUCUCAGAAACUUAUACAUUUAAGUUUCAUGCAGAUGAAUAUAAGGUAAUAUACUAUUAUAUAAUUCAUUUGUGAUAUCCACAAUAAUAUGACUGGCAAGAAUUGGUGGAAAUUUGUAAUUUAAAUUAUUAUUAAACCUA